AGAAGGAGCCGCUCAGGAUCGGGCCGUGCUGGGAAUUGGCCGAUGGAUGGGGGGGAGGCUCUGCGCAUGCGCGCCAAGGUCCCCCAGGGCAUCCUAGCCCCUCCAAGAGGGAGGAAGGGAGUUGAGGGUCCCUGGUUGCCCCCCCCCCCCCAGAAAAACUGAUGGAGGCCACAAAACAGCCUGAGACCUCCCCUCCAAAAGGGGCUGCCUGGCAGCAGAAGCAGCCCCUAAAGACCCUCCCUGGGUGGAGGCAGAAGUCCCAGCCUGCAGAGGACGCGAUGCCCCUGCCCAGCUGGGCAAGGAAGACGGGCACGGAGGCCCCUCCAAGCAGAGCCCUGGAUUGUCUCUAAAGGGGAGGCUCCUGGCCAGAUUCCCUGCCGGAAAGGAGAUGGAGAUGAAACGGCUCAGCCUCUCCCUGGUGCUGGUCCUCUUCCUUGUCCUGGCCUUGCAAAUCUUGUCGGCUGUCGAUUUUGACCCGUAUCGGAUCCUGGGCGUCAGCAGGACUGCGAGCCAGGCGGAUAUUAAAAAAGCCUACAAGAAACUCGCCCGGGAGUGGCAUCCAGACAAGAAUAAAGACCCAGGAGCGGAAGACAAGUUUAUACAAAUCAGCAAAUCCUACGAGAUCCUGUCCAAUGAGGAGAAGCGGUUGAAUUUUGACCGUUACGGCGACGUGGGCGAGAACCAGGGCUUCCCGCACCAGCAGCAGCAGGCGCAGCACCGCCACGCGCACCCCUUCCACGAGAGCUUCUACUUCGACGAGUCUUUCUUCCACUUCCCCUUCAACUCGGAGCGCCACCAGGACCCCAUCGACGAGAAGUACCUGCUGCACUUCUCCCACUAUGUCAACGAGGUCGUUCCCGAGAGCUUCCGGAAGCCUUACCUGAUCAAGAUCACCUCCGACUGGUGCUUCAGCUGCAUCCACAUCGAGCCCGUCUGGAAGGAGGUGGUGCAGGAGCUGGAGGCGCUGGGUGUGGGGAUCGGUGUCAUCCACGCGGGCUACGAGCGGCGCCUGGCCCAGCACCUUGGAGCACACAGCACUCCGUCCAUCCUGGGCCUGAUCAAUGGGAAGGUCACCUUCUUCCACAAUGCGGUCGUCCGGGAGAACCUCCGGCAGUUUGUGGAGAGCCUGCUCCCUGGGGCGCUGGUGGAGAAGAUUAUGGACAAGAACUACGUCCAGUUCCUGUCCAGCUGGAAGAAGGAGAACAAACCUCACGUCCUGCUCUUUGACCACAUGCCCCUGGCACCCCUCCUCUACAAGCUCACGGCCUUCGCGUACAGAGACUACCUCUCCUUCGGCUACGUGUACGUGGGGCUCCGGGGCACCGAGUCACUUUCCCGGCAAUACAACAUCAACGUCUACACGCCCACCAUGAUGGUCUUCAAGGAGCAGAUUGAGAAGCCGGCUGACGUCAUCCAGGCUCGCCACAUGAGGAAGCAGCUGAUCGAUGACUUCCUGUCCCAGAACAAAUUUCUCCUGGCCUCCCGCCUGACCAGCCAGAAGCUCUUCCAGGAAUUGUGUCCUGUGAAGAAAUCUCACCGUCAGCACAAGUACUGCGUGGUCCUGGUCACGGGCGAAGGGGAGAAGUACGCAGAGGGCUACGAGGCCUUCCUGGCCUUCGCUGUAGCCAACACGAAGGAGACCCUGCGGUUUGUCCACAUCUACGGCGACAACCAGCCGGACUUUGUCCGCACUCUGCUCCAGGGGGACGCCUGGUUUCGGGCCAAAUCAGCUGUACUGAUCCUGGAGAGACGCACCAACUCCGGGCAGGUGGUGUUCAAGGCCCUGGAGAAGCCCUGGACGGGCACCGAGGAGGGCACCUUCACACUGCUGGACUUCCUGGACCAGCUGAGGAUGGAUGCCUCCUUCCUCUCCUCCCAGGCUGUCCUGAUGGACCUGACAGACGAACUGGCACCUGUUUUCUUCCUCCGGUGGGCCUACUCUGCUGUGGACUACGCCGUGGACUGCUGGGAGAGCCUCUUCCGCAGCAACUGGCGGGAGAUGAUGCCUUUGCUGUCCCUCAUCUUCUCGGCGCUUUUCAUCCUCUUUGGGACGGUGAUCGUGCAGGCCUUCAGUGAUUCAAGUGAUGAGAGGGAUUUGCCUCCCCCCAAGAAGGAGGACCCUCCCCCCAAGAGCGAGAAGAACGACAUGAGCUUCACCAAAGAAGACAGCCCAGCACUGCCUUGCAGGAUUCCCAAAAAGUACUCGGUGAAAGUGACGGAGCUGACGGACAUCACCUACACCAGCAACCUGGUGCGGCUGAGGCCCGGCCACAUCAACGUGGUCCUGAUCCUGUCCAAUGCCACCAAGACCCCUCUGCUGCAGAGGUUCGCUCAGGAGGUCUUCACUUUCACUGGGAGCAACUGCCUCCAUUUCUCCUUCCUGAGCCUGGACAAGCACCGGGAGUGGCUGGAGUAUGUGCUGGAGUUUGCGCAGGACGCGGCCCCCAUCCCCAACCAGUACGACAAGCACUUCCUGGAGCGCGACUACGCCGGCUACGUCCUGGCCCUCAAUGGCCACAAGAAGUACUUCUGCCUCUUCCGGCCCCCCCAGCCUGAGGAGGGUCCCUGCGAGGACGAGACAGCUGAGUCGGCAGAGGCAUGGGGCAGGCCCUCUUCGGCAUCAGGCAGCCUGCGGGGCGUGAAGAGCAAGCUGCAGCGGCUGUCCUUCUGGAUGGAGCGGCUGCUGGAGGGGUCCCUGCAGAGAUUUUACAUCCCCUCCUGGCCCGCCUUAGACUGAACCCCCAUUAAAGUCCUCCCAGAAAGGCUGAGAGGCGGCUGGGUUACUGCAGGCUCGGAAGGAGGGACCCCUGGAGCCUCUCGGGAGGGCCAAUAGACUGUAGCGUUUAGAUGACCUCUCCUAGGCCUGGUGAGUUAGAAACCGCGUCCUUGCCCUCGGGGCCGCCUGAGCAGGAAGGCGCUGACCGGCCCCCUGGCACCAAAUAGUCCAGACUGUCUCAGGGGAGGCUGGGCAGGGGGUGUGUGUGGCUCUGCCUCCUCUUCCUCCUCCCCCCCCCCGGCUCCCCCAGCUUCGAGGAGUCUGCAGGAGCUGCUGCUGCUCUUAGAACUCUUGGCCUACCGAUUUACGGCUGCUGCUCCUUCGAAGAUGGGCUUUGUUGUCUCCCCAGACCGUCCACUGGUGGUUUGUUCAGGCCUGUCCUCCCCCUGCAUGCACCAAGGCCUGUCCUCCCCCCCCCACUUACUUCUGGCGGGAGAGGCUCCCCUUGAUCGGACGAUAGGACAGGCCACCCCCACUCCAGCCUCCAGUCUGGGGAAUGUGCAGAAUGAAGCAGAUCCACGAGCCCUUUUCCUCCUCCUGUCUCUUCCGUGGCCGUCUGUGUCAGGCUGUCUAGUCUAGAGCCCUAAGCCGGCUGCUCUGCGCCCACCCCCCAAAUCCCUUUGGCAACCAUGGGGGUGGGGAGGGGGCAGGGAAGAUCUCUUGAGGGUCCUGGAUCCCGUCUGUGGGAAGCAGGGCCAGGGUCCCUCCGUCCAGCUCUUCCAUUUCGGUUGCUUUUGUUUACAAUUUUGUGCAGCUGCCUCUUUUACCUCUUUUUUUGCCCUCGGGAUGGGGCAGAGUCCGCGUCUCUUUUGGGGAGGGGGCCGCCUGUCCUUUGAGUUGAUCUCUGUGUCUAGAUAGACUGCCUGGAUCAUUGUGUGUGCGUGUGUGUUUCAGAUGCUGUGGGGGGUGGGGUGGGGGGAGAAGAGAGAGAAUGGGAACUCUGUCCUCCCUUGAGGUGCUAGCUUUCUCCACGCAGGGAGACUUUUCAGUUCUGUUUGGAAAUACAAACACCCCUCCCUCCCAAAGCCGGUCCAGGAUUCUGCAGGGGGUCCUUUACUGUGGGGGAACUGAGGAAAGAGGUGGGGGGGGGGUUUCAUUUUGUGCACCCUUGCAUGCCUUUUCUGGGUCUGUGUUCUCCCCAGCGCUGCCAUUGUCUGCCUUGUGCUGCCUCAGAAGGGACUGGCUGGAGAAGCACCCGCAAAGCCAACUGUGGGGGGGGAACAGCCUCCUAUUGCUCCCCCCCCCAUGAAGGGAGGGAUUGAGUUUCAGGCUGGAAAGCAGCAAGUGAGCCCAGAUGCCUUUAGGAGGGAAGCUGUGGAGAGAGACGGUGCCUUUAGCAGAGCCUGGGGGGGUGGGGGAUGCUUUGCCCUCCCCCCUCCAUAUAUUGGGGCAGGGGGCUGACCUGGGCACUAGAACGGCCGGUGCCAAAGCCGAGGCAGCUCCCUUGCCAACCCUGAUAGCGCUUCCUCCCCCCACCCCCAAGUGGCCUGCAGCCAAAAGGAAGGAGGUGACCCAACCCGAAGCCUUCAGUUGCCCACCCCCACUUUGGUUCCCCCACAACUACUCCCCUCCCCCCCGUCUGCUGAAGAAAAGGGGGUGCACCACAAUCCAGGGAGGGAAGUCGCUUGGAAGGAUAGCGAUGAAUUUUGCACUUUUGAUAUGGGGGGGGGGAGGUGUCAGGGAAUAAAUAAUUUAUUGGGCAGCCUUUUCUCCCCCUCCCCCACCCCUCCCCGGGUAUCUGUGAACAAGCCCUGCCUUCAUGGGGGGGUGGGUUGGUUUGCUUGAAGACUCUGAAAACAGUUUGAAGCUGAAAUAAAAUAAACUUAUUUUAAUGUCUGGC
Molecule: messenger RNA, 4616 nt
Organism: Ahaetulla prasina
Lineage: Eukaryota; Metazoa; Chordata; Lepidosauria; Squamata; Colubridae
Gene: DNAJC16
Product: DnaJ heat shock protein family (Hsp40) member C16
Exons: 15
Coding region: 389-2737 (782 amino acids)
Source: RefSeq, a predicted model, not a curated record